Molecule: messenger RNA, 354 nt
Organism: Malus domestica (apple)
Lineage: Eukaryota; Viridiplantae; Streptophyta; Magnoliopsida; Rosales; Rosaceae
Source: RefSeq, a predicted model, not a curated record
AUGACUCGUGCUAAUAUGAUGAACAACUACUUUAACCCCAACUCUAUGUACACAGAAGAGGAUUUCAAACGUCGCUUCUGGAUGAUGCAUCAUGUCUUCGAGUGUGUACUUCGUGAUGUCCAGCAGGUCAAUCCAUACUUUCGACAGAAGCGGGACAAAACAGGCCUCCCUAGUUUCUCACCUCAUCAGAAGGUUACAGUUGUAAUCCGAAUGAUGGCCUAUGGCUCCCCAGCUAAUUCGAUGGAUGAAACCCAUGAUAUGUUUGAGUCUACAUGCCUUGAUACUUUUGAACAAUUAUGUGUCAUAAUUGUUCAGGUUUACAAAGAUGAGUACCUCUGUGAGCCAAAUCAAUAA